Exserohilum turcica Et28A is the source of this 1008-nucleotide messenger RNA. RefSeq lists its product as uncharacterized. The transcript has a single exon. The coding region runs from base 105 to 590 and encodes 161 amino acids. The record is from RefSeq and is a predicted model, not a curated record. Lineage: Eukaryota; Fungi; Ascomycota; Dothideomycetes; Pleosporales; Pleosporaceae.
GUUCUGAUGCAGCCAAGUGGCCGUUGAUAAGAGGCUUUUUUUUCGAUUUCUUUUCUUUUCGGGGGGGCAUAUGCCAUGGUGGAGGGAGGUGCUGCAGGGAGACAAUGGCAUCCAUCAGAGUCCGUAUACUUGUUUUGGCGAGCACAUGCCAGCAUCCCCCCCUGACAGAAUGCUGUUCGUUUGAACCACGCCCAAAACCAUGCUUGUGCCCGUGUUGGACCGCUGCCGAUCAUUCAGGCGGGACGAAACCAGGGUUCCUUCUCGGCGCUUCGGCUGCAUCUCAUCAGCCCGCUCCGGGGAUUUCUGGUCAUCGAACGGCAUUGCCGGUUUGGGCGCGGUCGCCGUGGGGUUGUGGCCAGGGAGGCCUGAGGAGAAAGGGCCUGUGCUUGGCGUCUACAGUAGUGCAGGCAGGCAGGCAGGCCGGUGCAGGCGUGGUGGUUGUGAUGGGGAGGGGGGGAGCAGCGACAGGUGAGCAAUGUGCCGGCGUGCAUGAUUACCUAUCCCGUCCCAAGUGCCCAUGUCGGUCGAGGGGUACAGACUAUAGUAGGCGCAAGGGGGGGCGGUGGGGUAGCCGAUGGUCGACGAUCUGAGCAGGACAGAAAAAAUGACAUGCCACUUUUGUGAACGCGCGUAUCGCCAUGUCGGGCACAGUGAGCCCGGUGGUCAAUAAUGCCGGGAGGUGAUGCAGCGGUUCAGCGUGGAGGAGGCCCACAAUGGGCGUGUUUCGAUCAACAGACCGGUGGCUCGGUUGUCCAAGGCCGAUACUCGACGUUAGCAGCGUGCACAUGGUUUCAAGGCGUGCUGCAGUGGAGCACGGCGCUGGGCAAACGUUAAAGUGGUUUUUUUUUCUCUCGCUCAGUGUUGCUCGGCGGUGCCUAGGUGCAGCCAGGGUGGGCAGGCUCGACACAGGCCCCAGUGUGCGUGUACGAGGCGGCGCCUGGGCGCGAGCCGUCGUGGGCGGCAGUCCAUGCUUCGGCGGACAAGACAGGCGGCUUGUUGCGUGAGUGC